Parnassius apollo (apollo) is the source of this 306-nucleotide messenger RNA. NCBI's taxonomy places the organism in Eukaryota, Metazoa, Arthropoda, Insecta, Lepidoptera, Papilionidae. The record is from the annotation of a GenBank genome assembly.
AUGAUCACAGUUAAUGAGAACAGGCGAAACAGCAAAAUUACAGUCAUACCUGGUAAAUUUAUAUCAAUCGAAGAAGCAGAAGAGCUUGCUAAAGCUAAAAAGGCUAAGAAGGAUAUAAUAUUAACUAAACAGAUAGAGAAAAAGAAUCGUAGUUUAUCAGGACCAUCAAAAUUAACUACUGAUAAAAAGAAAAUAAAGCAUGCUGAAACUAAAAGCCUCGGAUCAAACGAUACCUACCUUGGAAGACAACUCGGCACAAUUACAUUGUUCGUGAUUGAUGCUCCAAAAUCCUGCCAGCCUUUGUAG